CAAGAUCCUGUACACCGGGUCGGAUAGCAAGAACAUUCGGGUGUGGAAGGACAUGAAGGAAUUCGCGGCGUUCAAAUCCAACAGCGGCCUCGUGAAGGCGAUCAUCAUAUCCGGGGAGCGGAUCUUCACGGGCCACCAGGACGGGAAGGUCCGGGUCUGGAAGGUGAGCGAGAAGACCCGGGACGCGUAUAAACGGGUCGGGACAAUGCCCGCAUUUUUCGACAUUUUCAAAGCUUCGUUCCAGAGGAGCCCUGUUUUAAUAAAGCAUACGGACGCGAUUUCGAGCUUGAGCAUGGACGGAGAAGAGGGGCUGUUAUACUCUGCUUCGUGGGACGGGACGUUUAAGGUGUGGCGGAUCGAGAGCUUGAAAUGUCUGGAAUCCGUCGACGCUCACGAUGAUUCCGUUAACUCUGUCGUCGCCGCCGCGGACGGCGUGGUCUACACCGGCUCCGCCGAUGGCCGCGUUAAAGUGUGGAAGAGGGAAUCCGCCGGCAAGGCCGUCAAGCACGUUUAUCUCCAAACCUUGUUAGCCCAGGAGUUUGCUGUAACGGCGUUGGCGGUGAACAAGGACGGAACAGUUCUAUACGGCGGCUCAUCCGACGGGCUCGUUAACUUCUGGGAACGCGAGAAGCGGUUGUGCCACGGCGGGGUCCUCAAAGGCCACAAGCUGGCGGUGCUCUGCCUCGUGGCGGCGGGCCGAAAUAUGGUAUUCAGCGGUUCAGCGGAUAAGACGAUUUGCGUCUGGAGGUGGGACGGCCCGGUUCACAUGUGCCUCUCGAUCUUGGCCGGUCACAGUGGACCGGUCAAAUGUCUGGCGGUCGAAGAGGACAAGGAGUCAAGUGGGAAAUGGGUGGUGUACAGUGGAAGCUUGGAUAAGUCUGUCAAGGUUUGGCGCGUUUCUGAAUCAGCCCCGGAUUUGCAUCACAUGUAUGGUCGAGUUGACUGAAAUCUGGUUUUGGAAAUAUUGGCCAGCACCGGUCCGGCCCCUAUUGUCUUUGUCUAUUACUCGAAGGAAAUUAAUGUGUAACAAUCUCUUGUAAUAGAUUAAGAACCUGUCUCGGCAUGCAUACUUGAAGGCUAAUUCGAUUGUGUAAGUGUGUAUCCAAAUCCUUAUAUAUACAGCACCACAUACAGAGUAUUUUCAAUGAAAAAAAGUGGCCACUUUUAAAUAUGCA
Cuscuta europaea is the source of this 1175-nucleotide messenger RNA. The record is from the annotation of a GenBank genome assembly. NCBI's taxonomy places the organism in Eukaryota, Viridiplantae, Streptophyta, Magnoliopsida, Solanales, Convolvulaceae.